Andrographis paniculata is the source of this 3578-nucleotide messenger RNA. RefSeq names its product pentatricopeptide repeat-containing protein At4g19440, chloroplastic. The transcript has 5 exons. NCBI's taxonomy places the organism in Eukaryota, Viridiplantae, Streptophyta, Magnoliopsida, Lamiales, Acanthaceae. Bases 228 to 2774 code for a protein of 848 amino acids. The record is from RefSeq and is a predicted model, not a curated record. Gene Ontology annotation, molecular function: protein binding.
UCCACAGGGAAAGGGUCUAACGGCUAUUCGGAUCCUCCCGCAGAGCCCGACCCGUUUACCCGAGUCGCCUUCUUCGUGGCUCCUUCUCUGCCUCAAACCACUCGCUUUCUCCCCGACUCUCAUGGCCGCCUCGGCGUCCUCCCCGAGUUCUCUGUAACAUUUCAAUUACACCAUUUCCAUCGAAGUCGCCGUCGAAAAAACGAGGGAGCGCUGCAUCCGAUAGUCGUAUGGAUAUGAGAAGAUUGGCAGCAGUCAAUUCUACCGCCGCGACCAACUCCGCCGCCGCUGUCGUCCUGCAUCCCAUCAAACGCCCCCUCACCGCAUCGCCUUACCCUUUGCCGAAGCCGCAAAGCCCUAAAUCCCGACCCCCGGACGCCGCCCAAUCGGAUUUGGACGCGCCGGCGCCGGGGCCCUCUGAUCGAGGUUUGGAUUUGAGGAACCGUUUGUCGUCGAUUCUGUCGAGUCCAAAUUUCAAUUCGUAUCAGUGUAGGGAUUUGUUGCCUAAAUUGAAUCCUCAUCAGUUCGAUUCCGUUUUCUGGGAAAUGCAUAGCUACGUUCAUCCCCUUACGGCGUCGAAAUUCUUUUAUUUCGCUUGCAAUUAUUCCUGCUUUAGAUUUACCCUUAGAUCGUAUUGCAUUUUGUUCCACUUAAUGCUUGCUGAAAAUCUCGACGCCGCCGCCCGAUUGCUGUUGAUAAGAUUGAUCGACGGGAAGUUUCCGGUGACUUUGAGCUCUAAUUCCGUGAAUUUUCACAACCAGAUUGUUGGUGUAUUUGUGGAAACAUUUUUCGAAUCUGCAAAAUUCAAGAAUGGCCGAAGAGGAAUUGAUAUCUUGGUUCAUGUUUAUGCAACUCAGUUUAGGAAUUUAGGGUUCAAAGUUGUGAUGGAUGUUUUCAAGUUUCCAUUACUUCAAGGAUUGGUUCCAUCGAUGAAGACUUGUAGUGUUCUAAUGAGUUCUCUUGUCAAGGCGAACGAAUUCGAUAAGUGUUACGAGGUUUUUGUUAGUGUGUUACAGCAUUGUUCGCCGGAUGUUUACUUGUAUAGUAUUGCUAUAAAUGCAUUGUGCAAGGGAGGGAGGGUGGAGGAGGCGGCGUCGUUGUUUAACAGGAUGGAGGAAUCGGGUGUUGCGCCUAAUGUUGUUACGUACAAUAAUCUUAUGGACGGGUUUUGUAAGGAAAAGGGAUGUUUGGUGGAGGCAUUUCGGCUUAAGGAGAGAAUGGUGGGAAGAGGGCUGAAGCCUACGAAUGUUACGUAUGGUGUUUUGAUAAAUGGUUUGGCGAGGCUCGGGAAAUGUAAUGAAGCUGUUUGUCUUUUGGAGGAAAUGACGAAGAAUGGAGUUUUCCCGAAUGAGGUUGUGUAUAACACAUUGAUUGACGGGUACGGAGCUGUGGGCGACAUGACGGCUGCGCUGAAAUUAAUGGAUGAUAUGCGGUCGCAAGGUCUUGUUCCGAAUUCGGUUACUUACAAUACUCUUGUGAAUGGAUUUUGCAAGGAUGGGCGAAUUGAUUUGGCCGAAAAGUUUUUAUAUAGGAUGGUGAUGGAAGGGUUUAGUAUAAACUUAGGUACGAUAAAUUCUACUAUAAGUAGUCUGUGUAAGAAGUUGCGAUUUGAAUCUGCGUUUAGAUUUACUGUUUUAAUAAUAUCGAAGAACUUGCAGCCGAAUGAUGGAUUGUUGUCGACUUUGAUAGCCGGGCUUUGCCAAAACAAGAAGCACAUGGAAGCCCUGAAGCUCUACGAAAUUUUGGAGGAGAAAGGAUUAAGGAUCAAUGUAGUGACAUUAAAUGCCCUUAUUUUUGGACUUUGUAAUGCCGGUGAAUUGGAGGCGGCUAAAGUAAUUGUUAGGAAAAUGUUGGAUAAGAAUGUAAGAUUGGAUGCUUUUACGUACAAUGCGUUAAUUCGUGGUUGUUGCAAAGACGAUAAGAUGGAGAUUGGUUGUAAGAUUAAGGAGGAAAUGGCUGGGAAAGGAAUUCCUCCCGACAUUGUUACUUAUAACUUGUUGAUGCAAGGAUUUUGUAGCAAGGGUGAAAUUGACGAUGCACUUUUGUUAUGGAAUGAGUGUCGAAGGAAUGGUCUCGAGCCUGAUGUAUGCUCGUAUAGUAUUAUAAUCGGUGGUUUUUGCAAUGCCGAGAAAAUUAAGGAGGCUAUGAAUUUCUUCGAUAUGAUGCUGAGACAGGAUAUUGUGCCGAACUCUGUGGUGUUCAAUAUACUUAUUCGAGGGUAUUCUAGGAUUGGAAACAUGACAGAAGCUUUAAAACUAUUCGAUGACAUGAGAAGCAGAGGCGUUUCGCCUACUGUUAUUACGUAUUCCUCACUAAUACAUGGAAUGAGCAAUGUUGGGCGCGUGGACAAGGCUGAAAACGUGUUUAAUGAAAUGAGGAAGGAGGGUUUGCGACCUGAUGUUGUGUGUUACACUGCGCUAAUAGGCGGGUACUGCAAGCUUGGUCGGAUGUCCGAAGCAAGAAGGCUAUUACAGGAAAUGUCUGCAUUCGGCGUAAAACCUAAUGAGAAAACGUAUACUGUCAUCAUCCAUGGGUACUGCAAGUUGGGAAACAUGGAGGAGGCGAUGAAGAGCUUUGAGGAAAUGUUAAGCAAGGGGAUUGAGCCUGAUUCGGUCACAAACAAUAUUUUGUCGUAUGGAUUCUGUAAAGAAGGGGAAUUGGAAAAGGUCUUUGAUUUGUGGGAUCAGAUGUCGGAUAGAGGAGUUGAUUUAGAUGAAGUUGCUCAUACUUCUUUGGUUCACUGCAUCACCCGGGAAGUGCGUGUUGAAAAUGAUUAAAUAUGAGACGGGUGCCGAAUAAGUGUUUUUGAAAAUGAGAUUCUGUUACCUGCUCUAAUAUGUCGUCUUCGAUAUUCCACGAAAGAUGGAGGGUAUAGAGCACAGGCAAUGUUUAGCAGAUUGCACAGAAAAGCGGCUCACAGAAAACCACACGCUCCAAUUGGCUUUCGAGAUUAGACUCCACUUCAUUGAUCCCUGACCGUACAUAAGUCAAGACGUAUUCAAUUAGGAUCUCAUUCAAGCUAAGCUUGUUGGCAAUCCGACGCGAGCCCCCCUAGCCCGAAACAUCCGAAACCAAUGUCAAAUCCAGCAUCGGGUCAGCGUAAUGCAAGAGGGUUGGACCAGGUUGCGGAGAGAAUCCGAGCUGAAGAUAUCUAAUUGAAAAUGAUCGAUACGCUGGGCCUAGGAAACACGAGGAAAGUGAUCAUGGCGUGAAAUGUGGUGAUAAUUUAUUUUUUUUGCGCCGAAAUGGACAAACUAUUUAGAUUUUAUAGCCAAAUGCCGAUCAGCCCUUUCGUAGGGCCACAGGCGAGUCGAGCUGCCCGCACCCACACACUUCAUGAGUCGAACAUCCAUCUCGACCCCUAGGAUUCAGACUUCUGUCGUUUGUUGUAAUAGAAUACCGGCUAUUGUGGAUGUGAUCAUCGUAAUCGGGUUAGGAUUGUUAUGCGAUUCGAGUUACUUGAAAGCUCGGCUCGUUAAAGAUUCGAAUUCAGCUCGGUUUAAUCAUAAUAAUGAGUCGAGUUUGAAUUCCAAACUAAGUUGAAGAUAUAAAGAUUCAAAUUGGUUUCGAAAAUGAGAUAU